AGCACAGACUACCCUUUGCUCUCUGCAGGCAGACAUGUCAGUGGACAACAGGAUUGCAAGAAACUAUGCCAAAGGAGUGGGUGCCAUCAUGGUCCUUCCAUUUCUCGUCAACGAGCGAGGAGGUGAAAUAUUCACAGAAAUGACACCAGGGAAGGGAUUCACACAUCCGACACUGCUCUACACUGGCGAAAACCCCGUAUCUUCUGAGGCCAUGUGCGUGAAGUGCGAGAAUGUCUGUGUAGACGUCCUUGAUUUUACGUCAGGACUGUCGUUACUUUUUGCGAUGUACUGGGCGUACAACAUUGAAUAUGUCGCAUCCGCGAAGAAUACGCUGUGCCUGCUAGAACACAUGAUGGGCAUAAACAGCUCUAAAUUGACCACCAGAGGCAUAAAAGUGCUGACUGCACUGAAAGCGCAAUCGAAAGCAAGUAGGUCAAACGCAAGUUCAGGGCAAUCAGGUGUGACUGAUUGAAGUUUGAGUGUUAAAGCACAAUACCUUUAAGUACUAGUCAUAGCUGUCUAGCAGGGCUACGCAGAAGUUAUUUAUUAAUGUGUUGUUAUAGCUGUCUGGUAAGAGCUAGUCAGAAGUUGUUUAAUAAUGUGUUGUGAUCGCUGUUGAGUGAGAGCUAGUCAGGAGUUAUUUAAUGUUGCAAUAUAAUUCUCACUGGAAGCCACUG
Molecule: messenger RNA, 677 nt
Organism: Rhipicephalus sanguineus (brown dog tick)
Lineage: Eukaryota; Metazoa; Arthropoda; Arachnida; Ixodida; Ixodidae
Exons: 3
Coding region: 35-472 (145 amino acids)
Source: RefSeq, a predicted model, not a curated record